Cynocephalus volans (Philippine flying lemur) is the source of this 608-nucleotide messenger RNA. It is a transcript of the gene C4H11orf71, whose product is annotated as chromosome 4 C11orf71 homolog. The record is from RefSeq and is a predicted model, not a curated record. The coding region runs from base 161 to 550 and encodes 129 amino acids. Lineage: Eukaryota; Metazoa; Chordata; Mammalia; Dermoptera; Cynocephalidae. The transcript has a single exon.
GCGCUCGUUAAGGACGGCCUCUCUAUCUGCCGCCGCCUUAGUUAUGGCUCCUGCUGUAGCUAGUCUCCGCGUCCGAGACGCGCCGAACUGAUCUGCGGAGCGACAGAGGGCCUCCUUUGACUCAGGGACGCAGAGCAAAUACUGCGGGCAGUGUUUGAAGAUGGCUCUGAACUCCGUGUUCCUGUGUGCCGGCGAUCAUGGGAACAGGGUGACCUUCCGUGCUUCCCACGGCGACCUCAGCCCGUCGGCCUUAGCCUAUGCGAAGGUCUCUGGAGACAGCUUCCUCGUUGCCAGGCCUGAGGGGAUUCAUCCGGGACGUCAGCAGGCGGUGCGACCGAGCUUUCGGCCCGAGAGCCCUAGAGUGACUGGUGGCGGCCGGAGCCCGACCCGCCUUAUAAAGGGAAGGGAACUGGACGGCCGGUGCCGAAGCCGCCAAGCCAGAUUCUCACCCUACCCGUCCCCUGGGGUCAAACUCGAUCUCCUAAGAAGUGUGCUGCACCAGCGACUGAUUGCCUUCGGAAUGGUCGUCGCCGCCCGAAUUUCAGUGUAAAACGGAUGCCUUUCCUCCGCUCCUCAAUUAGCUACUUAACAAGGCCACUCUAAACCCC